Guyanagaster necrorhizus is the source of this 1502-nucleotide messenger RNA. Its product is annotated as 26S proteasome subunit P45. Lineage: Eukaryota; Fungi; Basidiomycota; Agaricomycetes; Agaricales; Physalacriaceae. Gene Ontology annotation, molecular function: ATP hydrolysis activity; ATP binding. The coding region runs from base 71 to 1414 and encodes 447 amino acids. The record is from RefSeq and is a predicted model, not a curated record. The transcript has 6 exons.
CUUAUACACAUCCACCUCCCUCUAUCCUCUCUAUUCUUCGCCCAGUUAACCGCACAAACAACACGUAGAAAUGGGUAACCAGCCAUCGGGUCUACCACCUUCGGGCCAAGGAAAUGACGGAAAAGACAAGGCAAAAGACCAGCAACCACAGAAGAAGAAAUGGGAACCGCCCCUUCCGACGAGAGUUGGGAAGAAGAAAAGACGAGGGCCAUCCGCAGCUUCGAAACUCCCAGCCGUUUACCCUACAACUCGAUGUCGGCUCAAGUUGCUGAAGAUGGAACGUAUCAAGGACUAUUUACUGCUAGAGGAGGAGUUUGUGCAGAACCAGGAGCGGCUAAAACCUGAGGCUACACGAGAGGAGAAGAAUGAAGAAGACAGGUCAAAGGUGGAUGACCUGCGUGGAAGCCCAAUGGCGGUUGGCACAAUGGAGGAAAUCAUCGAUGAUGACCAUGCUAUCAUCAGUACUGCCUCGGGUCCGGAAUUUUAUGUCUCUAUCAUGUCUUACGUCGACAAGGACCUCUUGGAACCCAAUUGUCAAGUCCUACUUCAUCACAAGACACAAUCAAUUGUCGGUGUACUACAGGAUGACGCAGAUCCUCUUGUCAGUAUUAUGAAACUCGAUAAAGCGCCUACGGAAAGUUAUGCCGACAUUGGUGGAUUGGAAUCUCAAAUUCAAGAAAUCAAAGAAUCUGUGGAGCUGCCCCUUACACAUCCAGAACUAUACGAAGAAAUGGGUAUCAAACCGCCCAAGGGCGUCAUAUUGUAUGGUGUUCCAGGGACGGGAAAGACACUUUUGGCCAAGGCUGUCGCCAACCAGACAUCGGCGACUUUUUUGCGCGUCGUUGGUUCCGAACUUAUUCAGAAGUAUCUAGGGGACGGACCGAAACUUGUUCGUGAAUUAUUCAGAGUUGCAGAAGAGCACGCGCCGAGUAUUGUUUUCAUUGAUGAAAUCGACGCUAUCGGUACAAAACGGUACGACUCAACGUCCGGAGGAGAGCGUGAAAUCCAACGUACCAUGUUGGAGUUGCUCAACCAGCUGGAUGGUUUCGAUACCCGAGGAGAUGUCAAAGUGAUCAUGGCCACGAAUAAGAUCGAGUCCCUAGACCCCGCCCUUAUUCGACCAGGUCGAAUCGACCGGAAGAUUGAAUUCCCUUUACCUGAUGUCAAGACGAAACGGCAUAUCUUCAAGCUACAUACUGCGCGCAUGAACUUGAGUGAAGAUGUUGACCUCGAAGAAUUUGUCAUGACUAAGGAUGAUCUUUCUGGUGCCGACAUCAAAGCGGUAUGUACAGAAGCCGGUCUGCUUGCACUGAGAGAACGUCGGAUGCAAGUUACCAAAGUGGACUUUACGUCGGCAAGGGAGAAGGUAUUGUACCGAAAGAACGAGGGAACACCGGAAGGCUUAUAUCUGUAAUAUUCAUGUCUUCCUUACUUUCCUACGAUGCGUAAUAGCAGUAAAUUAUUUUGAAAUCUUAGAAACGCGACUUGUCAGGUGACGUGCG